CGCACGUUUGUCAAGAUGAGUGCAGAAGCAGGUAGUGGUCUGAAGGAGGUUUUAGAUGAACAUAAGAUCAGUCUUAGGAGGAGAUGUGAAUGUGUGGCUGAAGGAACUGAUGAAAAAGGAAGUGGAACCCUCCUCAACAGGGUCUACACUGAGCUCUACAUCACAGAGGGACAGAGUGAAGAGGUUAAUACCCAACAUGAGGUGAGACAGUUAGAGGCAGCUUCCAAGAAAACCUUUAGUGAAACUCCUAUCAAGUACUGCGACAUCUUUAAAGCCUCACCUGACCAACAGAGACGCAUCAGAGUGGUUCUGACCAAUGGCGUCGCUGGAGUUGGAAAAACCUUCUCGGUGCAGAAGUUCACUCUGGACUGGGCAGAGGGCUCCGAAAACCAAGAUGUCAGUCUGCUGGUUCUGCUGUCGUUCAGGGAGCUGAACCUGAUCAGAGAUGAGCAGUACAGUCUUCUCAGGCUGCUCCAUGUUUUCCAUCCAACAUUACAGAAGGUGACAGCAGAGAAGCUCGCUGUCUGUAAACUUCUCUUCAUCUUUGACGGCCUGGAUGAAAGCAGACUUUCACUGGAUUUCAACAACCAUGAGGUCGUGUCUGAUGUCACACAGGAGUCAUCAGUCAGCGUGCUGCUGACAAACCUCAUCCAGGGGAAGCUGCUUCCCUCGGCUCUCGUCUGGAUCACUUCCCGACCCGCAGCAGCCAAUCAGAUCCCUCCUUCAUGUGUCGACAGGGUAACAGAAGUACGAGGCUUCACUGACGUCCAGAAGGAGGAGUACUUCAGGAGGAGGUUCAGUGAUGAAGAUCGGUCCAGCAGAAUUAUCUCACAAAUCAAGACCUCCAGGAGCCUCCACAUCAUGUGUCUGAUCCCAGUCUUCUGCUGGAUCACUGCUACAGUUCUGGACCACAUGUUGACUACAGACCAGAGAGGAGAGCUGCCCAAGACCCUGACUGACAUGUACUCACACUUCCUGCUGGUUCAGACAAAGAGGAAGACGAAAAAGUAUGAUGAGGAAUGUGAGAUGAGUCCACAGGAGCUGACGGAGGCUGACAGGGAAGUUCUUCUGAAGCUGGGGAGGCUGGCGUUUGAACAUCUGGAGACAGGAAACAUCAUGUUCUACCAAGAAGACCUGGAGCGCUGUGGUCUUAAUGUCACAGAGGCCUCGCUGUACUCAGGAGUUUGUACAGAGAUCUUCAGAAGAGAGAGUGUGAUCUUCCGGAAAACAGUCUACUGCUUUGUUCAUCUGACCGUUCAGGAGUUUCUGGCUGCAGUCUACAUGUUCCACUGUUACACCAACAGGAACACAGAGGUCCUGAAGGAUUUCCUGGGGAAAGAGUGGGACUGUGCUGUUACUGAUUAUCCAAACUUGCAUGACUUCUUGAUGGGAGCCACAGAGAAAUCCUUUGAAAGUAAAAACGGCCACCUGGACCUGUUUGUUCGCUUCCUUCAUGGCCUCUCUCUGGAGUCCAACCAGAGACUUUUAGCAGGCCUGCUGGGUCAGACAGACAACAGCCCAGAAAUCAUCCAGAGAGCCAUCAACAACCUGAAGGAGAAGAGCAUGUACGAUAUCUCUCCUGACAGAAGCAUCAACAUCUUCCACUGUCUGACGGAGAUGAACGACCACUCAGUCCAUCAGCGCAUCCAAGAGUUCCUGAAGUCAGAAAACAGAUCAGAGAAGAGACUCUCUGAGAUUCACUGCUCAGCUCUGGCCUACAUGCUGCAGAUGUCAGAGGAGGUUCUGGAGGAGUUUGACCUGAAGAAGUACAACACAUCAAGGGAGGGAAGACAAAGACUGAUUCCAGCUGUGAGGAACUGUCGAAAGGCUCUGUAA
Molecule: messenger RNA, 1836 nt
Organism: Acanthopagrus latus (yellowfin seabream)
Lineage: Eukaryota; Metazoa; Chordata; Actinopteri; Spariformes; Sparidae
Product: protein NLRC3-like
Exons: 2
Coding region: 16-1836 (606 amino acids)
Source: RefSeq, a predicted model, not a curated record